Candidozyma auris is the source of this 393-nucleotide messenger RNA. RefSeq names its product 40S ribosomal protein uS8. Gene Ontology annotation, molecular function: structural constituent of ribosome. Gene Ontology annotation, cellular component: cytosolic small ribosomal subunit; ribosome. NCBI's taxonomy places the organism in Eukaryota, Fungi, Ascomycota, Pichiomycetes, Serinales, Metschnikowiaceae. Bases 1 to 393 code for a protein of 130 amino acids. The record is from RefSeq and is a predicted model, not a curated record. Gene Ontology annotation, biological process: translation. The transcript is spliced from 2 exons.
AUGACUAGAACUUCCGUUUUGGCUGAUGCCUUGAACUCCAUAAACAAUGCUGAGAAGACCGGCAAGCGCCAAGUGUUAAUAAGACCUUCCUCCAAGGUCAUCAUCAAAUUUUUGCAAGUUAUGCAGAAGCACGGCUACAUUGGUGAGUUUGAAUACAUUGAUGACCACAGAUCUGGUAAGAUUGUUGUUCAGUUGACUGGUAGAUUGAACAAGUGUGGUGUCAUUUCCCCAAGAUUUAACGUCAAGAUUAAGGAUAUUGAGAGAUGGACUGACAACUUGUUGCCUGCUAGACAGUUCGGUUAUGUUAUCUUGACUACUUCUGCUGGUAUCAUGGACCACGAGGAGGCCAGAAGAAAGCAUGUCUCUGGAAAGAUCUUGGGCUUUGUGUACUAA